AAACCUUCAGUCCUGGUUUGCAAUUUUCAUGCAUGUAGCCAUUUGUAUAAUUUCAGAGAUUGAUAUUUUUAAAAGAUUUUUUAAUUACAGUGAGACAAUCUUGAAGCCAAGCUUGAAUCAAUCUUCUGUAAUCAUGGUCAGACAAUUGAUAUUUCUUUUGGUGAUCAUACUUUGCGUUCAAGCUCAAAAAGGAAAAUCUGAGAACAGGGAAAAAGAAGAUAAAAAAUUGGGAGAUGAUCAAGAACAAGCUAAACUUCUGAAAGGUAAAGAAGAUCAAGAAGAUGCCAAAGAUCAAGACAGUGGAGAAGAUCAAGGGGGAAAUAAACAAAUCAGAAAGUAUGGGGAAGAUAAAAAAGGUAAAGAAGAUCAAGAAGGUGGAGACGAUCAAAAAGAUGGAGAGGCUCAAGAAGGUAAAGAAGAUCAAGAAGGCGAAGAAGAUCGAAAAGGUAAAGUAGAUCAAGAAGGCGAGGAAGAUCAAUGGGGAAUUAACAAUAGUGCAAAAUAUGGAGAAGAUAUAAAAGGUAAAGAAGAUGGAGAAGGCAAACAAGAUCAACAAGGUGUUCAAGAAGGUAAAGAAGAUCAAGAAGGCAAAGAUGAUCAGAAAGGUAAAGAAGAUCAAGAAGAUAGAGAAGAUUGGAAAGGUAGAGAAGAUUGGAAAGGUAGAGAAGAUCAAGAACGUAGAGAAGAUCAAUGGGGAAGUAUUAAUAGUACAAAAUAUGAAGAAGUUCUAGAAGGUAAAAAAGUUCAAUAUGGUGAGAAGAAGAUCAGCAGAGAAGGUGGAGAAGAUCAAGAAGGAGAAAAAAAUCAAAGCGGAAGUAAAAAUACUGGAGAAAAGAAAAAUAACCGCAAAUGCAAAAAUAGAAGAAAGAACCGAAAAGAUGAAAGAAAUGGAAAACAGAUGGUUCAAAUGCCGAGACUCGAGGGGGAUUCCUCAAAACCAUUACUGAAAGAAUGUGGAGCACCGGGGACUAACAGGGUAGUUUGUGUAACAGGACAAAUAUGUGAUGAGAAGGCAAAGAAAUGUCAAGGUGGAAAGUUAAACUGUGAACAAGUAGGAAGAGCUUGUUGUGGAGAGAAAGGAACUAUCGGUAAAAAAUGCAAGGAGGGUGGUUGGUGUGUGAAUGUAGAUGAAGAUACUGUUAAGUGCUCUGGAGGAACAAAAGUAACUACAGAACCAACACAAUAUGAAGCAACAGCUUAUGGAGAUAACACAGAAUAUUAUGCAGAAUAUGGAUCAGGGGCUGGAGGGAAUGGAACAGAUCCUACAGAAUUCCUUAUAGGGAAUGGAACAGUAACUUUAGGGAAUGGAACAACAGUGAAUAUGACAGGAACUGCAGCUAAUCAAGCAGGAUCAACCUACAUACCUCCAUAUUGUCACACAACCUGCCGGUUAAGUGGAAUCUUAAGUGGAUUUCAAAAAGCUAUACCACUCGAUCCCGAUGCUUUGGUUGCUGGAACGGCAAUUACGGUCUCAACACCCUUUGGUCUGAUAACUCGUCAGUUCUGUGUUUGCAGUCGUAUAUAAUCAAGAUUAUUCCUCCUCAUCAGAUCUUGGAAUUCAUUUUCUAAUUGUUAUCUGUAAAUAAAGUUUUAAGAAUAACUUUUUGAACAAAUUUAACUAAAAAUCAA
Molecule: messenger RNA, 1629 nt
Organism: Eurytemora carolleeae
Lineage: Eukaryota; Metazoa; Arthropoda; Copepoda; Calanoida; Temoridae
Product: sodium/potassium/calcium exchanger 1
Exons: 13
Coding region: 29-1525 (498 amino acids)
Source: RefSeq, a predicted model, not a curated record